Seminavis robusta is the source of this 1365-nucleotide messenger RNA. NCBI's taxonomy places the organism in Eukaryota, Bacillariophyta, Bacillariophyceae, Naviculales, Naviculaceae. The record is from the annotation of a GenBank genome assembly.
GCCCUCCAACUCUGAUCAGUGAUUCGCUCAUAAUCUCGGGAAGUCGAAAAAGCGAAAAGCACACGAUGAAACUAGUCCACCAGGAAAUGGCCAAUGGCAACGGGAUCAAGAGCAUGGCCCUGCAUGUCGAUGAAAGCUACACCAGGCUCCAAGACUACGCCAAGCAAACAAAUGCCCCGGAAAGUGAUCUUUCUCCAGAAUGGCUCAAGGCUGCAUUCUGGGACGCCUUGAUGAAGAAGGAAGAUUCUUGCUUUAAAAAGCUAUCCAAGCUUGGUCCCACCAUGACCCACGUCUUUGUGCAAGUCAUUGAGGAGCUUAUCGCCUACCACAAGGCUGCUGGAAAGUUUGGAUGGCUGGAGGAGCAACAGUAUGCUGUCAACCACUUGAAGGCGAUUGUCAAACGACUGGUGGGGCACUUUCUCGACAAGGCGCGUGACCUGGAGGGUGGCUACUCGUCUUGGGGCAAGGACUUGCUAGCCUCCCAGGAUGGCUUCUCGUUGGGUUGCACUCCUGUUACGGCACCAGCCACGGGCUCUCCAUCCCACCAGAUGUCUACACGUGAAGUGCUUGUGGCAUUUUACAAGAAACACAACCCAAGUCAGCUAAGCAAAGUUGAUAGGAUCUUGUCCGCAUACCAGGACAAAGAAAAGGCGCUCUUUCAAAAUUUGGAACGCAAGUACAAUGUGGAUAUUGCUUGUAUUCUGGACCAUGCUGACAGCAGCGGCGGGUCGCUUGGUGGUGUCGGAACAAUGCGAGUGCCCUAUCAACCCACGCCCGAACAGGUUGGUAUAACCACGGAAGCCAUUCAAUCAAUCUCCGCCAUGGCGGCAUAUGAAAACAAGUCAGCGGAAGAGCUCAGAGUUCUGGAUUAUGCCAUGGGAAACCUGGGAUGUGCAAGUGCAAGUUCUGCAGCUGUAUCGGUCACUUGUGGAAAGGGACCCUGGCAGUCGUUGUCGCCUUAUGAUUGGAUCCAAAUUUGGCAGUCUUUCCUUCUUCUGGCGUAUGACAAGCACUUUUGUAUGUCGUUUGCAGUGGAAAAGCUUGUGAUGGAACAAGAGCGUCACUCGGCCCAAUUGGCUUGGCAAGAGUUGGCAGGAGCGAAAGUCAUGAUUCAUGGCCAUAGCAGCACAGCCCUGGACUGCAGCGAUGCCGUCAAGCUUGCCUUUUGCAGCCAAAAAGGCUGUCUUGUUCCCGUGCAUCCUCAGCACUACGCCAAGAUGUCCCACCUUGCCCUUGUGGGCUCGUUGGAGAAUCCUACACACAUUGGCCAUUCAGUUUUCAAGGCUUGCGAGUUUCUAGGUAGCCUAUAGAGCGAACGAUGGCAACAAAUCCUGCUGAUGUCGACGGUAACGUUGAAGAGACUUC